UCUCCUCCUUGUCUCCACUAUAUAAACCUUCCCCCUUCUCUUCCCUCUCUCCUCACCCCGCUUUGAAAAGCUUAAGCACGUGUAUUACACGCAUUCUAUAAUCUCUUUUCAAAAAUUUAUAUGGAGCAGCGGAUUAGAAAGAAGCGAGUCCGAGUUGACUCGGACGCGUCCGAAUUUAACUCACCGGAGGUAAAGAGACUCAGAGAGGAUCUCUUAGACGAUCUCGACGACUCCGAGUUUUGCACCGCAACUCAGGAUUUCGACUCAUUCAUGAAGAGUUUCGAAGAAGAAAUGACAGCUUCGCCGGCACCGCCGGCAGCGGCAACGGUGACGGAAGUUGUGGAUUUGACGGCGGACUCCGAUGAGUCUCAGCCGGAGUUUGGGUAUCUUCUGGAAGCUUCCGACGACGAGCUCGGCCUUCCUCCACCGGCGGCGUCGGAGAUUGAUUUGAUCAGUAAUGAGUUAUGGCAACUGGAAGAGCGAUUUCCAAAUUACGACUCGUUCGAGUUGGGAAUCGCUGAUUUGGUGGACUAUAAUAAUGCUAAUAAUGUUUGUGAAUACGUAGCGUUAGAUGAAUUGUUUGAUCACUCGGAUCUUACUUUCGGGUCACCCGAUUUUCUAUGGAGACCCGAGACGUUACCGGCAAAAUAUAACUUGUAGAAAAUGUAAAUCUCUUUUUUUUUUUCCUUUUUUUUUCUUUUAUUUAUUAUUGUUUAAUUUAAAAGAUAAAAAGAAGGAACAAGGUACUACACAAAUUUUAUGAGCUGGGCUUCAUAAGAUCUGGAUAUAAAUUUUUAGCAAAAUAGUAGUCAGCAAUAUUUUGGAAGAUUUGGUUUUGCCUAAUAUUUAUCAUGUUGAAAAAGUGUAUUUGAAAGUUUUGAAAAAAUUAUUUCAAGUUGAACUCGAAAAUUAUGUUUUGAAUUAGAAA
Messenger RNA from Nicotiana tabacum (common tobacco), 928 nucleotides. RefSeq lists its product as uncharacterized. The record is from RefSeq and is a predicted model, not a curated record. Lineage: Eukaryota; Viridiplantae; Streptophyta; Magnoliopsida; Solanales; Solanaceae.